GAUGGAUAACCAUCCAUAUUCUAUCCGAAACCAAGCUCCCUCUCCCACUUUCGAAGAAGAAGAAGCAGGGACCAGGUCCAUCAUCUUCAAGCUCGGCGUCGUCGCCGUCGCAGGCAGUCUUACCGUCGCCGUUGCAGGCCGUCUUACCCGUCGCCGUCACACCCCGUCGGACGCCGUCCUACCCUCUCCGUCACCGCCAGAAAAAUGAAUUUUGAAAGAACGGAGGUCCACCCGGGACCAAUUGUUCCCGAUGUACUAGUUUUGGCACCCGACAAACAUCGUUGUGAUAAAGUGUGGCAAGACCGUGAGUUUGGAGACGUAUCGGUGAAAUGUGUAAAAAAUUUUGGUAGCUUGAGGGAAGGAUUUGGUGUAGAACGUCAUCCACGAGUUGUGGAUAUAUUGCGUGAAUAUGGAUUUUACGAAGUUGAAAGAAUUUCUAAGUUGCAAAUAGAUUGGGCUUUGAUUACCGCCUUAGUGGAGAGGUGGAGACCGGAGACGCACACCUUUCAUCUUCCCUUUGGAGAGGUUGGGAUCAGAUUACAGGAUGUAGAGGUCCUACUUGUUCUCCCCGUAGAUGGCACCCCGGUUGUUAGUUCGCGUGGCAACACCAAAGAGUAUUGGGCCCAAUUGUGUUUAGAUAUGUUGGGGUUUAGGCCAUCUUUAGAGGACGUGACUAAGACGCAGAUCAAAAUGAAUGCGAUCGUACUCAUUCCUAUUGAUGAUGAUAGCCCAGAGGUUGACUUUCGACAGCAUGUUCGGGCAUUGAUGUUGAAGAUUAUGGGUGGUGCUCUGUUUGUUAGCACGACGGGUAACAAGGUGAACUUGUGCCUUUUAGAGUUGAUCGUUGGCACGGCACAAGAAGUCCGAAGUCGCGCUAUAGGCUCCGCAGCAUUGGCUUGCCUUUACAAUAAUUUGUGUCGUGCAGCUCUAUCAGAUACGGCACAAAUCGGGGGGCCUCUCAUUCUAUUGCAGAUUUGGGCAUGGGAGCGCAUCCCAAUGUGUAGACCGCAAGGCUUACUUCCACCUGAGUGUGGGAAAGAUGCACCUUAUGGGCCGAGGUGGGUGUGUUAUCAUCGUUGGACAGUGUCACCGUCUCAUACCAUUCGACCAUACAGGGACCAGUUAGACAGGCUACAAGAGAGAGAGUUUGUUUGGAUGCCAUACCCCGAUUUCCAACAUUUGCAUCCUCACUGCACCACAGGGUUCGCAAUAUGGUGUGCACGUGUUCCGUUGAUAUACACCUAUAUGGUGGAGAUGUAUUACCCAGAUUGGUUCUGUCUCCAGUUUGGUGGACUUCAGGAUAUCCCUCAGGCAGUGCAUUAUGGUCGUGAGUUACACACAGUCAGGACAACCAUAGGGACCAUGGUUCCUAGGACGUCACAUUUUGUAGCAGAGUGGGAAGGCCGAUAUCAGAGUAUUGUGGAUAUUGACUUUGAUCAUCACGGGUACACUGAUGCGUAUCGACACUGGUAUUAUCGUCAUGGUAGACGCAUCAUAGGCAACCCAGCUCAUGACCACGUAUUAGUCCCUGGUUACGUCCCUCUCAAUCCGGACGUUCAUUGUCUGCUUUUCAGUUUGCUUGACAUAUCACGAAGAACAGAUGUAGAUCAACCUGAAGAAGGUCACCCCCUCUACACACUUGUGUGUGGCGUGCAUGAUCAGGUAGUGCAGUCCAUUCGUGACGCUAGAUACGAAGAUAUGCUCACUCAUCCGAUUCAAGUUCCAGCGUACGAGCCUAGGGUGAUUCAUAGGCGUCCUGAUAGACGUCGAGAUGCACCGGUGCUUGGUCGGCCCCCCCAAAGACAAUGUCAAAACCAGAAGAUAGAGGAUGAUGAAUAUAUUGUUCAUCAUAGCCCAGAGGUGCAACAGCAUGGACCAGAUGAUGAUGAAGUAGGGCCAUCUUUCUUUACGCCAUCUUCUGUACAGCCCCCAUUCGGUGUCGGGGCAACCUCUUCCCAUUGUACCACCCCCGCGUAUAUGACGACACAUAUGCCUAGCACACAAAUUCCACUACCGGCAGACAUAUUCGGGGACUUCGUAUCACAGCUGACUCAAGAGGACAAUCUACAAGGUCUCCAGGAUCAGAGAGCAGACGUGGCACGACGUAGGCCACAAAGACAGAUACGAGGCCGGCGGUGCGGUACAGGGAGUCACUACAUUGUCCCAGGACAAUAUCACGAUGACGAAUCUGAUUCGUAAACAUUUAUUGAACGUAUUUAUUGUACUUUAAAGUUUUUUAUUAUUGUACUUUAAAGUUUUUUAUUAUUGUAUUAAUUUGGAUGAUAAAAAUUUUUUAGUCUUCUAUUAAUUUGGAUGAUAAAAUCUAUAUUACUGU
Molecule: messenger RNA, 2335 nt
Organism: Cuscuta campestris
Lineage: Eukaryota; Viridiplantae; Streptophyta; Magnoliopsida; Solanales; Convolvulaceae
Source: the annotation of a GenBank genome assembly